Messenger RNA from Microdochium trichocladiopsis, 978 nucleotides. RefSeq lists its product as uncharacterized. Gene Ontology annotation, molecular function: shikimate 3-dehydrogenase (NADP+) activity. Lineage: Eukaryota; Fungi; Ascomycota; Sordariomycetes; Xylariales; Microdochiaceae. The transcript has a single exon. Gene Ontology annotation, biological process: shikimate metabolic process; chorismate biosynthetic process. The coding region runs from base 1 to 978 and encodes 325 amino acids. The record is from RefSeq and is a predicted model, not a curated record.
AUGUCUGCCACCACCACCCAGACCGUUGCGCCGCCCGCGGUCGCCGUGCCCGCCCCCGAGCAGAAGCAUGGCUACCUCUUUGGCACAAAGCUCGCCGCCUCGCUCUCGCCCAUGUUCCACGGCACCAUCUACGCCGACCUCGGCCUGCCCUGGGAGCAGCACCGCCUCGAGUCGUCCGACAUCCCCGCCUUCCUUGAGCUCCUCCAGCAGCCCGCCGUCUACGGCUCCGCCGUCACCAUGCCCAACAAGGUCACCAUCAUGAGCCACCUCGACGAGAUCACCGACGAGUGCCGCGACGUCGGCGCCUGCAACACCAUCUACUUCAAGGACGGCCCCGGCGGCAAGCGCCUGCUCUGCGGCACCAACACCGACACCGCCGGCGUCCGCGAGUCCUUCUACCAGAACGUCGCCAACCCGGACGCCGUCUUCCACGACAAGCCCGCCAUGGUCGUCGGCGGCGGCGGCGCCGCCCGCAGUGCCGUCUACGCCCUCUGGCGCUGGAUGCGCGCCACCAAGAUCUACCUCGUCAACCGCGACGCCUCCGAGGUCAAGGCCCUUAUGGACGACUGCACCGCCCGUGGCUACGGCGACGUGCUCGUCCACGUCUCCACCCCCGAGCAGGCAGAGGAGCUUGUCCGCUCCGGAGCCGGACCGGGUGCCAUUGUCUCGUGCGUGCCUGACUUCCCGCCCCAGACAGCCGAGGAGAAGACGGCGCGCCAGAUCUUUGAGACAUUCCUGGCCGCCGAGAGCAAGGGCGCCAUGCUGGAAAUGUGCUACAACCCGACCCCCUACACGCAGAGCGGCGCCAUUGCCGAGGGCCAGGGCUGGCAGGUCAUCCUCGGCACCGAGGCUCUGAUAUGGCAGGGUGUCGAGCAGGACAUGCUCUGGACAGGCGUAUCCCGCGAGAAGCUGCCCGUCAAGAACGCCAGUGACGCCGUCAAGAAGCGGGUCGCGGAGAUUGCGAGCGCGAGGAAGUAG